UCUUGUGCAUGCAGAAUAUUUUUUAUUAAAAACAAAAUUAAUUUUUUUAUUUUUAAUUUUUGAAUUUUUGUAAUGAGCAUGAACGAACCCCACCACUUGCUGUAUUGAUUGGCAAUUGUUUAAGGCAAAUGGAAAAACAAACAAACAAUGAAAGCCAUAAUUUCUUUUUGGGAGUGGGAGGGUGUGUGAGGCAGAGUUUUGAGUAAUCAUGCCUAACUUUUCCUUCUUCACUAGUUGUAAUCAAUUCUGGCCUAAACCAAACCAAACCCACCUUCAAAAUCAUCCAAUAAACAUUCCCAAAACAUCAAAAUCCAAUCUUGAAAGGCUCCUUCUCCUACUCAUGAAUCUUCUCUUCUUUGUUGUUUUCCUCUUCUUCACUUAUGGAUUUUCUUCUGAGCCUGGUGUUGGUAUUGGCUACCAACUAAUGGUAGCAGUUCCUGUGAUUUAUGACAGUGAUUUCAAAGGGAGAGGUUUUCUUGUGGAGACUAAUCACACAACAACAAAACCAAACUUCAGAGUUGCAUUGAGCAUUGAUCCAUUUAAUGGUAGAUACACAUGCUCAUUGCAGGUUUUCCUUGGUGAUGUUAAGGUUUGGGAUUCUGGACACUACUCAAGGUUCUUUACCACUGAGAAAUGCUUGCUGGAGAUAACUAUGGAUGGUGAUUUGAUGCUCAAAGGUCCAAAAGAACAUGUUGGGUGGAAGACUGGUACUACUGGACAAGGUGUGAAGAGGUUGGAGAUACAGAAAACAGGUAAUCUAGUGCUUGUGGAUGCAAUGAACAAUAUCAAAUGGCAGAGUUUCAAUUUUCCAACUGAUGUUAUGCUUGAAGGCCAGGUACUUGAUGUCGCGACUCGCUUGACAUCUUUCCAAAGCAACACAAGCCUGUUCUACUCUUUCGAAAUUGAGGAAAACAGGGUUGCCCUGUACUUAAACUCCGGUAAUUUGAGGUAUUCUUAUUGGCAUUUUCAGCCUUCCAUGAACAGAAGUAUUUCAUAUAUUAAGCUGAUCUCAACAGGGUUGGCAUUGUUCAAUGUCAAAUACAAGAAAAUUGCAGAAAUCCAAUCGAAUCGUAUUCAUCCGUUAAGUUUCUUAGCACUCAAGAAUGAUACAGGAAACUUCGGCCUAUAUUACUAUUCGCCGGAGAAAGCGAAUUUUCAGGCCUCUUUUCAAGCACUCAACAGCACAUGUGAUCUUCCUAUAGCUUGCAGGCCUUAUGGAAUUUGCACAUUCUCCAAUUCCUGCUCAUGUAUUCAGAUUCUCUCGAAGGACGACAAUGAAAUCAGUUCGGACUGCAGCAGUGCUGUUUCUGGCAGCUUUUGCGACGGAAAACAAGCCGAAAUCAUAGAGCUAGACAAUGUGAAUAGUGUGCUAAAGGGUGUUCCUAAAAUGGUCAAAAUAAGCAAAGAAGAAUGUGGAAAUUUGUGCUUAGAGGAUUGUAAAUGUGCUUCAGCCUUGUAUUUUAGGAAUGCAAGCACAAAUGUGGAAGAAUGCUAUAUUUACAGAUUAGUCCUUGGACUAAAACAGGUAGAUAAAGGGACAGGGUUUAGUUAUAUGGUUAAGGUUCCAAAGGGAAGUGGUAGAAAUCAUGAGAAGCAUAAUAAUAAUAAUAAUGUGAAAAGAUGGGUUUUGAUUUUGGUAGGAGUGGUUGAUGGAGUUAUUAUUUUGGUUAUUGUUGGAGGGUUUGGAUACUGGUUGAUCAAAAGGAGAACUCAUACCUUUCAUUCUCAGGCCACUGCUUCAUGAAUCAUGAGCUGUUCAUCAAUGUCACAGGUUCAAUUUAUGGUUUUCCAUUUGGUUUUGGUUUUGGUCCUUGCUGGGUCAGUUUGUAUGACGCUUCACAAGGAUCAAAACCAAAAUCACGAAUUUUUCGGGAUUAAAAGUUUGUUCAACAAAGAAGAUAGAUAAAUAAUUUAUUUAAACAUGUAAAGAAUUUUGGUUGAUUUGGAUAGAAUGACAUUCAUAGAUCACCCCAUGUAAUUGAAAAUUUUUGGUGAAGUCUGAACACAAGUUGCUGGAUAUCACCAACUAGCACAUAGUUUUUUUUUUUUAAUAAAA
Molecule: messenger RNA, 2056 nt
Organism: Arachis stenosperma
Lineage: Eukaryota; Viridiplantae; Streptophyta; Magnoliopsida; Fabales; Fabaceae
Product: PAN domain-containing protein At5g03700
Exons: 2
Coding region: 209-1744 (511 amino acids)
Source: RefSeq, a predicted model, not a curated record